AGAGAGAGUGACAUCAAUCGUUCUAUUUAAAAGGUACGUAUAUGUUGCUCCAGCCUCGUGCCAUGCCACGCGAAUCAUCCUGAUAAAAACAUGCAGUAAAAUUGAUAGACAGUGACGCGAAUCAUUCUCGACGUAUAAAAAGGUUGACCCUUAAAAGCGCUCAAUGAGGGUGUGACAUCUUUGCCAAAGAGCUUCAUUUCACAGCUGCAUGUAUCAUUGGCUACAUCGCUACACUUAUCCAGCUACGGAAACUUCAAAUGCGAAAUUAUAAUUGACCUCAUAGCUACACAGGUAGCGUUCUUGAAUUGAAGACUGUGCGUGUGUUUGCUGCUCAAGACGGCGUUGACCUCACUAUAAUUCACAGCUACCAAAUUUUAAUGCAACAUCUGUGCUGAUUCUACAUUUCGUGCAAGCGCUGUAACAGAAAGAAGCAGGCUUUUCCAGUCAAUGAAAUCCACAAUGAAGGAAGGAAAAACACUGUAUUUCAAAGUGAUGGAAUGGGUCGUGUUCAUUCUGACAAGCAUGAAACGCGGAUUCAUUUUGCUGCUGAAUUGGUGCUGGUUCAAUCGGCAUAAUCUUCCGCCAGGCACGAAACUUCCGCCAAUGCCUCCAACGUCAUCGAUUUUCGGCCAUCUCGAGCUGAAACAUCACAACUUUCACUACGUAAAGGCUCUGCAUUGGGCAAAAGAGUACGGCCCUGUCUUCAGAUUAAGAAGCUACUUCAGAAGCAUUGUGGUUCUCAACGACAUUGACUCUAUUAAAAAAUUCUCCGUGAAUAAUCAAGUGCUCGACCGACCGGAAAUCAUGAACUUUGGCGGUGGCAGUUACAAAGGUUGAAUUCCGUAAGGUAGAAGAAGAAAUAGACAAAGCCGAAGGGAAGGCGGUGUACCUUGGAUUGCAAUUCAUGGAGUGUGCUGGAAACCAGCUCGCGUCCUUUUUCAUGCCACGGAUACAGAGCGACAGGCGUGUGCGUGACCAACUGAAUGCUGCCUUGGCGCCGGUCUUCGUGCUUUUGCAAACAAUGCACCACUACUAUUUCUGGCCUCGCAUCUGCCAAGCCGUGGUCUCGUUUUUUCCUUUUACAAAUAUCUUCAAGAUGAACAACGCAAUCAAGAACUUUGACAAUUUCAUCAUAAAUGAAAUCAGCAACCAUGUGGAAGACAGCGGACAAAAAACUUUUAUACAAACAUACAAGGAGAAGGUAGAUGAAUCUACGAAGAACCAAGACUACACUUAUCAGAACCGCUACUUGGUGGGCCACAUAAAGAUGUUUCUCAUAGGAGGCAUCGAUGGGCCAAGCAUUUCGAUGCAGAUGCACAUGGUAAUGUUCGCUGUACGACCAAACGACCUCCAGCGGCGAGUGCAGCGGGAAAUUGACGCCGUAAUAGGUCACCGAAGAUUACCUACGUGGGAUGACCGAAAGCUCAUGCCUUUCACGAUGGCAUGCGUCUGGGAGCUCGAGCGAUGGAAGAGGACAGAGCCGUUUGGUCUACCAAGAGGUACUGAAAAGGAUGUUGUGGUGGAUAACAUCUUGAUUCCUGGAGGCUCGGUUGUAUUAUUUAACCUAUGGGCUGUCAAUCGAGACCCUUCGCUCUGGAAAAAUCCACAUCACUAUGAUCCCACUCGGUUCCUGUGUGAGGAUGGCUCUUUGAUUCGAGAGAAGCCAAGCUAUCACGUUGGCUUCUCCUUUGGGAAACGGUCCUGUCCGGGGGAGCCGUUCGCAUUAAUGCAGAUAUUUUUGAUGGUAACCUACACUCUUCAGAGGUAUGACGUCGAACUUGGUGAACCACUCACCUGCGAUCUCGAUGACCCAGCAAUCAACCUUAGGGUGCUGAAGAAGACGAAGUUGCGUUUCGAGCGUCGCUUCAAAAAUAAAAUCACGUGUAACGGUGUACACUAAUAAA
Messenger RNA from Rhipicephalus sanguineus (brown dog tick), 1904 nucleotides. Its product is annotated as putative cytochrome P450 2D7. The record is from RefSeq and is a predicted model, not a curated record. Gene Ontology annotation, molecular function: heme binding; oxidoreductase activity, acting on paired donors, with incorporation or reduction of molecular oxygen; monooxygenase activity. NCBI's taxonomy places the organism in Eukaryota, Metazoa, Arthropoda, Arachnida, Ixodida, Ixodidae.